ACAGUAGCAGUAUAUAAAGAACGAACAAACACAAUUCAGUCUCUCUCGUGACUGUCUCCAUAUAAAAGUACGGGUCAUAUUAACUGGACAAAGCAUUCUCGGUCAGUCCGCCGACAAUAUCAAACGCUACACGAAGAAUUCCAUGCUUGACUUGAGACGCGUUAAAGACAAUUGAUAAAUAUUCAAAACUAAAACCGGAAAGAAACAAGUAGUUGAGCAAGAAAAAACUUCAGGAGGGGAAAACCAGUAAAGAAACAAGAAAAAUAAGUGGCGAAAGACGCGCGGCGUCUUGGGAAGUUCUCAAGUCAGUGGUCCCACCACAUCGAGGAAACAAAAAGCGAAAUAUACAUAUAUACAAAGUGAAAGGGGAGACCUAUACUAAAGAAUUUCGACAGUCGUUGGCAUAGCGUGAAGUAACGUUGCAGUGUGCUCGUCGUUGGAGUUCGGUGUCAAAACGUAGAAGAUAAAUAACGAACUUUUUUGCUAACGAGACAACAAAUACAGAGCUGUUUCAAACAUCUGAAGAUGGGCACUUUACAACAACAAUCAAUCUUAAAAGGUCGGCAGACUGAGGAAGAUGGGAAGAAAGAUUUAGUGCACGAAUUGUUCAGCCGUGCAGCGGCGGUUCAUUUGAAUCAAACCGCAAUAUAUUACGAAGAUGACGCAGACCAGACGCACGUGUUGUCUUACAAAGAGCUGGACAGCCUUACCAAUCAGUUGGCACGAGUUCUACAAAGGUACGAAAACAAUGUAGAUUCUCAAUCACUUGUGGCCGUUUGUAUGAAACCGUCUCAUCGUCUUCCAACCGCAUUGCUUGCCACACUGAAAGCAGGCAUGGCUUAUUUACCUCUGGACGCGGAAUUUCCGAUGUCUAGAAUGAAGCACAUUCUCGAAGAAGCGCAGCCGUUAAUAGUAUUGGUCGAGGAAGAAGCGGAUUUAUCAAUUUACGAGGGAUCGCUAGUCGUGACGUACGAACAACUUUUGAACGAAGCCAAACAGGAAAAAGAAGACGCAUUAACCAUUAAGAAAAUCACCAAUCAACUUGCUAUUGUUCUUUACACUUCCGGAAGUACGGGCGUUCCCAAAGGUGUGCUUAUACCGCAUGCUACUGUACUGAAUCGCUUGCAAUGGCAAUGGAGAGAACUUCCGUACGCCGAUGACGAGGAGAAGUGCGUCUUCAAAACCUCUCUCACAUUUGUGGACAGUGUUCCGGAAGUGUGGGGACCGCUUUUGCAGGGCCGUACCUUAGUGGUCGUGCCAAAGAGCGUGACGAAAGAUCCGGAGAGAUUCGUGCUGAUGUUGGAAAAACAUCAGAUACAACGCUUAGUCCUUGUGCCAUCGUUGCUGCAUUCAUUACUCAUGUAUCUAGAUCUGCAACAUAACAGCAACGCCCUAAGCCGCUUGAAGUUCUGGAUUUGUUCCGGCGAAACCUUGCCGAUCAAGUUGGCCGAUCAAUUUUUUGCUCGGUUCAGCAACGAGGACAAGAUAUUAGCUAAUUUCUAUGGCAGCACGGAAGUUAUGGGUGACGUCACGUACCACCUUCUAAGUAAUCAAGCGCAAUUGCAAGGAUUAGAAAAAGUACCAAUCGGAAAGCCAAUUGACAACUGCAUAAUUUAUCUUGUGAACACGGACAUGCGAUUAGUGCCCCAGGGAGAAGUCGGAGAAUUGAUCGUAGCGGGAAGAAACCUUGCCGCGGGUUAUAUACGGGGACGAGACUCACAUAAAUUUUUGGUCAAUCCGCACGCCAUCGAUCCAGAUUAUUUGAGGAUAUUUCGUACCGGUGACUACGCUAAAAUAGUCAAGGGCUUUGUAAUUUACGAGGGACGAGUGGAUUCGCAGAUCAAAGUCAGAGGUCACCGUGUCGAUCUCACGGAAGUCGAGAAGAUAAUCGCCCGUAUACCUGACGUCGAAAAAGUUGUCGUUCUUUGUCACAAACCCGGCGAACUGUCGCAGGCACUGGUAGCUUUCGUCACCACGACGAGCAAUAAAUCGGAGAUCGAGACUUUUCUUCAAAAAACGGCACCGCCGUACAUGUUGCCGCAAAUCGUUAUCGUUGAUCGCAUACCUCUUUUAACUAACGGAAAAACGGAUCGGCAGACACUGCUACAGCAAUACGAGUUAUCGUUAACUAAUGACGAAAACAACGUUACCACAAAUUGCGAUUACAGCGGCGUGUUGAGUCAGGAUCUCGCGAAAGCGCGCGUUCUCUUUCCGACGAUCGCGUCUGUAAUCGGACGUAAUAGCCGCGCUCAGGUGACGCUGCUCGCGAAUUUCUACGAACUCGGAGGAAAUUCCUUGAAUUCAGUUUACACCGUAACCAAAUUGAGAGAUCAGAAUUAUCAGAUCGGGAUCACGGAUUUUAUUACGGCAAAAAAUUUGGCCGAGGUGCUGGACCGCAUGAAGCUCAUAUCUUCCGACGAGGAGCCUCUGAAAGAGACGCUCGACGAUCAAUCGUACGUCUUUGAAUUAUUGAACGAUUGUCACAAGGAAGACGCGAUCCAGAUAAUCACAGAGAGCUUUUAUUCAAAAGCCGAUUUAGAGCAGUGGUUGAUGCCGGACAUAACCAGAGCCGAUUAUCGAGAACUGAUGGAGGUCAUGUGGAAUCCUCUCGUGGAGGCUGGUCUGAGUUUUGUGAUGAAGUCGGCGGAAACCGGCAAAACGAUCGGAGUUUGUCUCAACUUUGAUCUAUGGGACGAGCCCGAACUGAUACUGAACUCCAAGUUAACGAUCGUUUUCGACUUUCUCGAGUACCUAGAGGGGCCGAUCAGAGAUUACAAAUUGCCGAAGGGCAAGGGACAGAUUAUUCACAAUUCAAUGAUGGCGACGAGCGCCGACUUGAAUCCUGCGGAAAAUGUACUCACGAUGAGACAGAUGGAAGAGUACUGCCUGCAGCUCACCAAGCAAAAGAAAUACGUCGGUAUCUUCACCACGAACACCAGUCCUCUCACACAGCAACUCGGUACGGACGUGUACGGUUACGAAACCAUGCUGGUGUAUCAAGUUAACAGAUACGAGACACCCAGCGGGAGCAAACCUUUCGGCAAAGCACCCGAUGAUCAAGUGGCAAUUUGCUCGUUGAAGAUGAUAGACUAAAACGAUUUCGCAUAUUCAGUAGUAACUGUUAUCGAAUAGAAACAUCAAUCGCUGUCAUUUAUCAAUGCGUUUCGUGAUGAGCCAUCUCAUAUGUUUAUAAAGACCAGAUUUUCAACAUA
Molecule: messenger RNA, 3212 nt
Organism: Pseudomyrmex gracilis
Lineage: Eukaryota; Metazoa; Arthropoda; Insecta; Hymenoptera; Formicidae
Gene: e
Product: tyrocidine synthase 1
Exons: 13
Coding region: 526-3093 (855 amino acids)
Source: RefSeq, a predicted model, not a curated record